Molecule: messenger RNA, 946 nt
Organism: Electrophorus electricus (electric eel)
Lineage: Eukaryota; Metazoa; Chordata; Actinopteri; Gymnotiformes; Gymnotidae
Source: RefSeq, a predicted model, not a curated record
AAUUUAAUGAAAAUAUUUUUUAUUACUGAAAAAUGCUAGUGUGAUAAAUACAAUUGUGUGUUCUAUUGCUUGAGAGAAAGUGAAAGUGUUGAAUUGGAAUUCCCCCGUGCGCUUGCUGGUGCACGAACAGAAAGCAAACGCACAGGUUUCCGUGCGCUCGUGUGUGUGUUGUUAGCGGACCUCAGCGCGUACAGCCUUUCUCUAGGUGCAGUGUGGAAGUCACAAAAUCAUGAGCCUACACGUACCUGUCGCUGUUCCAAAGUGUCCACGCUGCAAGGGGUCAGAUAUCUCGAAGCUGGAUGGGCAGCGUGCCCUGUGCCGCCCGUGUUCCAGACUGAGGCGUGGUGUGUACUACUUCUGCUGGGCGUGUCGGAGGGAGUGGCCCACAGCGGCUAAGGCACAUGCUGCCUGCUCGCUGGCCCACUGCGCCCUCCGUGCUGCCCUGCUCUCCGACAAGCUCAUCGUGGACCCCAACAGCUCGGCCCUGGGCUGCCCCUUCUUCAGGGCCUGUCCCCAGUGCAAGGCCCUGCUCACGCAUGACGGGAAAGGAUGUCCCAACAUGGUCUGCCCUCAAUGUCACGCACAUUUCUGCUUCCGCUGCCUUCGACAAAGAUGCUAUGGCAUAGGAGUUUUUGCUCUCCAGCAAAUGCUGCAUGAGCACUGUCCUGAGACGUGUACCAUAGUGGAUAACAGCAGGAGUCUGGCAGCCCUUGGUUUGUAGGUGACGUGAGUUCCAGGAGCAGGGCUGUGAUGUAACACUGCUGCAGGGUAGAUCUUCUGGAGCAGGGUCAAGUACAGGAUCAGGAUCUGUAACAAAUAUCUAAAGACGUUUUGGUUCAAUGCAUGAAUUUGCUAAAAGUUUUAAGUAAAAUCCAAACUAAUUUCUCCUCUAUGUUUGUAUACUCAGAUGUUAUUGUGAAUAAAUAAAUACUGUAUAAUUAUAUUA